Molecule: messenger RNA, 6301 nt
Organism: Micropterus salmoides (largemouth bass)
Lineage: Eukaryota; Metazoa; Chordata; Actinopteri; Centrarchiformes; Centrarchidae
Product: endoplasmic reticulum mannosyl-oligosaccharide 1,2-alpha-mannosidase-like
Exons: 14
Coding region: 233-2167 (644 amino acids)
Biological process (GO): N-glycan processing; carbohydrate metabolic process
Cellular component (GO): membrane; endoplasmic reticulum
Molecular function (GO): calcium ion binding; mannosyl-oligosaccharide 1,2-alpha-mannosidase activity
Source: RefSeq, a predicted model, not a curated record
GAAAUGGAACUGAUUUUUUAUUAUCGUUUUGAUCAUCUUAAUAGUUAUAAAGUGAGGACUACCCGCUGAAGGGAAGUGUUUUAAACAUGAAGAGACCCCCGAGGCUGUUUCACAAACGUUGAGCUAACCGCAGCUGUUAACUUAUUUUACCCUGCUGGUGGGGAUUAGACUGGUUGCGCACAUCUAACGUUAGUGCUGUAACGUUAUACUUUACAAGGGCUGGGUCGCAGACAUGCACCCACCAUCUCGACAGGACUAUGUAGCUAUAAGCUUUGCUAGACAAGGAAGUGGAAGCUACAGUAACAGUAAGCAGUGGAGGAGGCAGUCCUGCUGGAGGAAAUGGAAGCAGCUGUCCAGGCUGCAGCGGAGCCUCAUCCUUUUCAUCCUCGUCCUCCUGUUUAUUUGUGGAAUUGCUUCCUAUCCUGCUGUAACUGAACACAUCAGAGGCCUUACAGAUGGCGAGCAAGACACAGACAGUAACAGCAUCCUGAGGCCUGUCAUCCCUCAUGUGCCACCUCUCAAACAGGGCCCACCACCACUGCCAGAACAACCCUCCCAGAGGAAAUUAUCCAAUAAGAGAGGACCACCUGUCCUUCAGAAUCGUCUUCAGAAGAAUGGAAACGUAUCAGAUACAGUGGUUGAAGAAAAGGCAGCGGGCAGCAAGAAAGAAGGGCCGGAGGGGGCCGUCAUCAGCUGGCGUGGGGCAGUGAUUGACAAUGACCAGGCCACACAAGGCUCCAAGGAUGGGGAAAGUAAGGAGGUUUCACCUGCUGACCAAAAGGCCAAAUCAUCAAAAGAGUCAGAAACUAGCAGGCCAGAGGCAGUGCGUGAAGCUUUCAGACAUGCAUGGAAGGGUUAUAAAGACUUUGCUUGGGGCCACGAUGAGCUCAGGCCGCUGUCUAAGUCCUACAGCGAGUGGUUUGGCCUGGGUUUGACGCUUAUUGAUGCCCUGGAUACCAUGUGGAUCCUGCAGCUUAAAGAAGAGUUUGAAGAAGCAAAGGCGUGGGUGGCCACAGAGCUCACAUUCAACAAGAAUGUAGAUGUCAACCUGUUUGAAAGCACCAUCCGCAUCCUGGGAGGCCUGCUGAGUACCUAUCACCUGACCGGCGACAUCCUGUUUCUAGACAAAGCUAAAGACAUAGGCUCCAGGCUGAUGCCAGCCUUCAACACCCCGUCCAAGAUCCCCUACUCUGAUGUGAAUAUCGGGAAAGGCACGGCCCACCCCCCUCGCUGGACUUCGGACAGCACUGUGGCCGAGGUUACAAGCAUCCAGCUGGAGUUUAGAGAGCUCAGCCGCCUCACCCAGGAACCACAGUACCAGGCUGCUGUGGCUGAGGUUAUGGAACAGGUCCACAAGCUGGACGGCAAGCUGGACGGUCUAGUGCCAAUGUUCAUCAACACAAACAAUGGACAGUUCACGCAUCAAGGCAUCUACACAUUGGGAGCCAGAGCAGACAGCUACUAUGAAUACCUGCUGAAACAGUGGAUACAGGGAGGCAAGAAGGAGAACCAGCUCUUGGAGGACUAUCUGCAGGCAAUCGAGGGUGUAAAGAAGAACCUGUUGCAGAAGUCUUCACCUAAUGGCCUCACCUUUGUUGGAGAGCUCUCCCAUGGACAGUUCAGCCCUAAAAUGGACCAUCUAGUGUGUUUCCUGCCAGGCACUCUGGCACUUGGUGCCUACAACGGUCUGCCUACCGAUCACAUGGAUCUGGCCAAACAGAUGAUGGAGACCUGUUACCAGAUGUAUGUCAAGAUGGAGACGGGCCUCAGUCCAGAGAUCGUCCACUUCAACAUGCAUCAGGGCAGCACCCGAGACAUCGACGUGAAGCUUGCGGACAGACACAACCUCCUGCGACCAGAGACAGUUGAGAGUCUCUUCUACCUGUACAGGUUCACCAAGGACCACAAGUACCAGGACUGGGGCUGGGAGAUUCUCCAAAACUUUAACAAAUACACCAAGGUUUCCUCUGGUGGUUACACCUCCAUCAAUAAUGUGCGAGACCCAGACUACCCAAGUCCCCGAGACAAGAUGGAGAGCUUCUUCCUGGGAGAAACCCUGAAAUAUCUGUACCUGCUAUUCUCAGAUGACCCCAACCUCAUUAGCCUCGACCAGUAUGUAUUCAACACUGAGGCUCACCCCCUGCCUAUAUGGCCUUCCACUGCGUGAGACACGCGCGCACACACACGAAUUCCAGUGGUAGAUAAAACUGUGUAUAAACAAGACAAAUAUCUCAGGGUUGGUUUAAUACCAAGAGAAUUCCUUCGUCUUCAGUUUCAGUAACUGAAUAUUGUGAUAAAACAACAACCUUGACGGGAAAAAAAGCCUACUUUUCACUGAUCGAAUCAACUGUUCGCUAUGAGCUGAUGACAGGAGCCUGGUUCAGUUCGUGGUUUGUUUAUUUAUUUGCCUGGUGGAUUUCAUUGCGUGGUUUCGUAGUGAGUUUAUACUGGAAGCAGAGGAAGGUUUCUGUCCUGACUGCCCAUCAGCAGUAAAGAAAAACCUGAUUGUGACUGAACUGAAGAUUUCUCAGUCUCAUGUUCCCGGGAUGAGGAGGAGUGUCGGGUUGGACUGAUAGGUGUUUGAAAGCUUAUACUGAUAUUUUCAGUUGAAGGUUUUGAGCUUUUGCAGUUGUAUUCUUAUUAAAGUGUAAAUGCUUCUGAAACUGCAUCUAAACGUUUAUGAAACAAAGCCAAUAUCUGCCCCUGUGGUCUGACCCCAGAGCUGGGAAUGACCGCAGGCUGGCUGCCUUCGUAGCAAAUCGUUUCCUGACAGCAGCCACCAGCUGUCUGAACUAAAACCAACCCCUGCCUGCUGCAUCUACAGCCUGACCGCUCCGCUGACAUGUCUGUACAUAGGUGUGACUUUUGCAGGGAUAUGAGAAAAAGCUAAUUACUCAUCACACUGUGUGUAAUAUAGUCAACAAGGGCUCUGGCUCUGAAUCCUCAAAUGUCCUCUUUCUUAUGCUGUCCAUGUAUUUGCUGUCCUGCUGCGUUCAUGUCAUAUAGGAAAUAUGACUUUACAAUGAAAUAUCUCUGUUUAGCAGUGCUGGGAGCAGCCUUCAGAUCCUUUACUUAAGUAAAAGUACAGAAAUAUUUCUGCCAAAUAUAUUAAAAGUGAAAGUACUCAUGGCUCCAUAUGAAGGACCGAAUUAUUGUCUUCAACCUGGAAACCCAAAAGCUGUAUAUAAGGGGGCAAUUAUUAGCUGUGUUAUUCAGUGUGCAGGGAAGACAUGGCAAAUGAAUUGGUGAAUUCUUGAGGCACAAUUUAAAUUUUCCAUUUUCACCAGUUAUCUAAGAUGUCUUAGUAAAUGCUUUAAUAAAUCCAUUAAUUACAAUGUAUGAACCCUUUUUUAAUAUCCCUAAUAAGACAUACUUUAGUGGUACCCAACAUUUUAAUAUUGCAUCCAGUGGAGCUGACCUACUUUCAAAUGCUGUGCAGUUUUUGUAACAACGCAUCAUAUUUUAUAAGUUUUAUAGUAUGUUUGUCUUGCAUGUAAAAUCUUAAUCUGAAAAGUAAGCAGUAACUCCAGAGGAGAGAGAAAUGUACAUUUUCCCCUUAAUUAACUGUAGAGGUAGCCUGGCAUUAGACUGGAACCUCUCCGUUCAUUUAAAAUUUCCAAGGGGCGUUAUCGAUGGGCACAGACCAAAAUGCCUCUGGACGCAAUUCAAUAGACCUACAACCAAUCAGUAACAAAUGUGGUCAAAUUAUGGUAAACAGUACACUAAAAUGUUUCUGAAAACAUUUGAGGAAGGAAAGUAGGCAAUGCAGUAACAGAAUCUUUAUUCAUAUGCCAGUUUGUGUUGGAUACCGGUCCAGCCCUACAACCAAUCAGAGCAGAGAAACGUGACUUUUCUUAAAUCUUUUUCUAGCAUUGCUUUAAUUCAAAACUUGAAAAUGCAUAAUAAUAAAUCUUUAUUUAAUCAUGGUCUAUCAGGUAUUCGCCACAAACACAGCAAUCAUAUAGUACUAUUUUUGACAGUAAAAAAAAGUGUAUUUUUAAACUAGUUAUCUUGGUGAGUUCUCAUAACUACACAUAACAAAUGAUACAGAACAUCCGUUAUGAAAAGAAUAUCGGCCAAUGUUUCAGAUUUUAAAACCCUCAAGUAUCAAAAUCGUUAUCAAUCUUAAAAAUCCCCCUUCGGUCGGGCCAUAGUUGCUAUUCAGUUAAACUCAGUUUAUUCCCACUGACAUGAACGCAGCAUCAGAUGAUCAUGGUUUGAUGAUUCCAGAUGUAGUUAUGAACUGUGAAGCUUUUGUUUUGAGGCCACCCCCAUGGGUUCAUGUGUCUGUGCUGAGCAGCUGCUCCUUAAUGUUUGCGUCUUUAUAAUUUUGCCAUUUUCCUGGUGUAGAGUACAUUUGCUUUCCUUUCAAGAAAUGAAUUCUUUUUAAAUAUAAAUCUAGCAUAAUAUAUUGAUUUGUAGUGUAUAAUUGCAGCUACCUGAAUACAGUGAGCUCUCUUGUGCAUUUGUUUUUUGUAGCCACAGCUUGCAGUCAUUCAUGUAAAUAUUACUAGUUUACGUAUAGCUCUACUUGUAGGUGUUUUUUAAGAAUUUGUAUUGAGACCAAGCUCAUGCUGUACAUUCUUUGUAGUGUUUUCUUGUCUCACUUAUGCCUUUUUAACGUUGCUUCAGACAACUGUCCGUUCGUUUCCAUUUCUAUCCAUUCCAGAGAUUUGUACAUGUGCAUACAUUUCCUACAGUAUAAGGUUACUCUGAUCACUGCUUUUACAGUAGAACAGUGAAAUAAGGAUUGAUAUUUUAGAGAAAUUAGGUUUACAUAAUGCUCAUCUCUACCAGAGUGUGCAUUUAAAUCCUGCCUACAAGGGCUCUGUGUGGUCCCUCCCUGGAUGUAUUUCAGCAGUAUUUUUGAGCCAAAGAUAUGUUGAAAAUCUAAUCGGCCCUGUGGUUUGCUUUGUAUGGGCUUUCACCAUGAAAAGCCAUUUCUCCAAAGCCGCCUCUUUCAGGAAAACACAAAGGAGAUAUUUUUUGUGCUUUUGAUAACAAUUUCGCUAGUGAGAGUUUUGAAGGCUAACACUACUAUAUUUAGACUUAAGUGACUGAUUCACUUAUAGUUUAGUCAAAGCCACCAAGCAGACUGCUUUUAAUAGGAGGCUGCACACAGAGACAUCAUUAUUUAGUCUUCAUGAUCAGUGCAUAAAACUUUGGUUUUCAUCAUAAAGUAAUUUACAGUGGCCACCAGAAUGUAAAGUGGCAAAAGUGUACUUUUGCCAGAAUAGAAAGAUUCAAACGUCAUGUAGACCAUCAUAUCAAGUGCAAGAGAAAUACAGCAUUUAUAAACUUAACUCACAUAGCUGAAAAGUUAAAAGCUCCAUCUUGGAGCAGCUGGUAUAGUUGGGAGGAUUACUCCUUCAUUUACAGGGCUCCAAAUGAAUUAUGGGUACUGAAUUAUUUUUUUUUCCAGGGCUUAAGAAGUUUGUUACUGUGUGAACAAACACUGCCUAUUAUUUUGGGUUACUGUCAUAGACAAACAUGUUAAAACUAGAGCCCAACCGAUAUGAGGUAAUUGCAGAUAACUUGGUAUGUCCGUUUUUGCCAGUAAAUGACAAUCAUCAUAAUAAUGUUGAGUGUUGUCGUAGCAUAGUUUGUCCAGGAGAAGGCACUCUGCAACUCCCUGUUGGCACACCACGAAUCUACCACAAAACACAGCGGACAAAAUCAACUGUACUUUUGUUCAAAGUAGUAUAUAUAACAGUAAAAAAAAAUUUUAAACUUUUUUUUUUAAACAGUUAUCUUGGUGAGGUCAAAAUCUGUAUCGGUCGGGCUUCAGUUAAAACGUUUUGGUCUUGAAGCAUUUGCAAAUACUGAUGCAAUUACAUAUGAACAUGUUCACGUUAUUAGAUUUACUGUAAAUAGAAGAUGGUGUUAGUGAGAGAAAUGUUUACAGAAAUACUGAAACCACUCAUGCAGCAUAAUCAUCCUCACCUGACUGCUCAGUGUGUUCCAAACUGCCACAGUUUUACCCAAAUAGUCUUUACACAGCUUGUGACAGGUUCGAAGAGGCUGACAGACAAAACCAGUCACCAUUAGAAUCCAAUGAAAGUGGGUCUAAGCUGGAUAUGCCUGUUUGGGGAUGUCUGAUACUUAAAGAAUAUCUUUAGUGUAGUGUCUUCAGCUUUACUGUGCUGAGGUGUUGACAGACCAGAAUCUCUCCUGGAGACUUUCUGAAAAGUAGAAAUCAGAAUCCAGUAAAUGUUUCAAAGACAUUGUUACAAACUGCAGUUUGUCUGUGUCAGACCUGACAUGUCCUACAUCAGUCUGAAGUCUGGUGGGGUUUUUUUUU